AUGGAGAAUUUGGAAGAGGGUUUCCGGUUCAGUCCGACUGAUGCAGAAGCUGUUACUUUCUUGUUGAGAUUCAUUGCUGGAAAAUUCAUGGAUGAUUCUGGAUUCAUCACUACUCAUGUUGAUACUUACAGUGAACAAGAACCAUGGGAUAUUUACAGUCAUGGAGUACCCUGCUGUAAUGACGACGACUGUAGUCAGUAUCGCUUCUUCAUCACAAAGCUCAAGAAGAAAAGCGAGUCCAGAUAUAGUCGUGAUGUGGGAAAUAAGGGCAGUUGGAAACAGCAAGACAAGAGCAAACCUGUUCGAAAGAACGGAGGACCAGUGAUUGGAUACAAGAAGAGCAUGUGUUAUAAGAAUAAAGGCUAUAAACAGGAAGAUGGCCAUUGGUUGAUGAAGGAAUACGACCUCUCAACGUAUAUUCUUGAUAAAUUUGACAAGGAUUGCAGAGAUUAUGUUCUAUGUGCUAUUAAGAAGAGAACUCGCACCAAAGCCACAAUGAUGCAUGUUGAUGAAUGA
Solanum verrucosum is the source of this 516-nucleotide messenger RNA. RefSeq names its product NAC domain-containing protein 78-like. Bases 1 to 516 code for a protein of 171 amino acids. Gene Ontology annotation, molecular function: DNA binding. Gene Ontology annotation, biological process: regulation of DNA-templated transcription. Lineage: Eukaryota; Viridiplantae; Streptophyta; Magnoliopsida; Solanales; Solanaceae. The transcript has a single exon. The record is from RefSeq and is a predicted model, not a curated record.